AUGAAUGAGUCUGAGACCAUGUAUAUCUGUCUCUCAGCAGGAUUCCUCUAUGAAUGAGUCUGAGACCAUGUAUAUCUGUCUCUCAGCAGGAUUCCUCUAUGAAUGAGUCUGAAAGUGACAUUGUGUUUGUUCUGUGUUCUGUCCCAGACAUGGAUGUCUCAGUGCUGCCCAGCAACAGCUGAUUAGAGAAACCCUGAUGAAAUGGCUGCAGUGUCAGGUGGGGCUCUGCUUCUCCGCCUGGAACUUAGUCAACUUGUCACAUCAACAUAUCACAUUUCAUCACCACCACCCCACAAUCUAUUACUUGCGCUUUCGUUGGUUACACAUUUUUAUUCACUCAUGAAGUUGGCUCUCUUCCACACCUGAGUUAAAAAAUUGUAAUAGAAAAUAAUUGUAAUUUAAUUAAUUUCAAUAAACUGUCCUCCUCUUCCUCCUUCCUCUUCCCCUCCUUUUUCCUUCCUCCUUCCUCUUCCUCCUUCCUCUUCUUCCUUCUUCCUCCUCCUCCUCUUCUUCCUCCUCCUUCCCCUCCUCCUCGCCUUCUACUUCCCCUCCUCCUUCCUCUUCUUCCUUCCUCCUCCUCCUUCCUUCUCCUUCCUCUUCUUCCUUCCUCCUUCCUCUUCCCCCCUCCUUCCUCUUCCUCCUCUCCAGUUAAUGAACUCCCAGCCAGAGAAGCCGUUCAUCCGUAACAAGGCAGCCCAGGUGUUUGCUCUGACCUUCGUGAUGGAGUUCCUGACCCACUGGCCCAAGUUCUUCUAUGAUAUCCUGUCUCUAGUGGGUCUGAACCCACACGGGGUUGACGUCUACCUCAGAACACUGAUGGCUAUCGACGCUGAGGUGGUGGACAGAGAUAUCCUGCACUCACCUGAGGUAAGGGGACACUGAGGUGGUAGAUAGAGAGAUACUUACCCCCCCAUUGAGGGAGCAGGUCAUCCCCAGCGUCUAACUCCCCCCUCCUCUCUGUCCCCCUCCUCCUCUCUGUCCCCCUCCUCCUCUCUGUCCCCCUCCUCCUCUCUGUCCCCCUCCUCCUCUCUGUCCCCUCUCCUCUGUCCCCCUCCUUCCUCUCUGUCCCCCUCUAGGAGGUGCGUAGGAACACCUUAAUAAAGGAUGGAAUGAGGGAGCAGGUCAUCCCCAGCCUGGUUGAGUCCUGGUACCAGAUCCUCGGGGCUUAUCAGCAGUCUCACCCUGAGAUCACCUGUCAGUGUCUGGAGGUGGUAGGGGCAUACGUCUCCUGGAUAGACCUCAACCUCAUCGCCAACGACAGGUACGUCUGUCUGUCUGUGGUCAGUCUGUCUGUCUGUGGUCUGUCUGUCUGUAGUCUGUCUGUGGUCAGUCUGUCUGUCUGUCUG
This is a messenger RNA of Coregonus sp. 'balchen', 1346 nucleotides long. Lineage: Eukaryota; Metazoa; Chordata; Actinopteri; Salmoniformes; Salmonidae. The record is from the annotation of a GenBank genome assembly.